AAAUGAUACACCGAGGGUAAGAGAGUGAGAACAGUUUCACGCCAGAUUAAGAGUAAAUAAUUAAUUUAAAAGUAAGCAAUGAAGAUAAUAUGGAUGAAUUAAGGAAUAGAGAUAAUAAAAAGUAUGCGAUUAUAGAUUAAGAUGUUCGCAUAUAAUUAUUACGUCGUAUACUUUCAAAAGAAUCAACAAUAAAAGAGGCUGCAAAAGAAUUUGGAAUAAACUUUUCUACAGCAAAAGCUAUUUUACAAACUUAUCGAAAAGAAGGUCGAGUUGGUAAGAAAAAGACAAGAGAUAGAAAUAAGAGUAAAUAGGAUUUAGGAGAUUAUAAUCAGACAAGAAAGAUUUAAUCAAUGUAUAAUCUUGAACAACCUAUGAUGCAAAUAAAAGUAACUUCUCCAGAGAAAAGACUUUAACCUUAACCUUAAGCAUAACCUUAAUAAUAAACAAUGAUUCCAGUGAUGAGUUCACCAAAUCUUGAUAACACUUAAAUAGCCUUGGCUUUAUGCUAAAGAGAGUUGGCUUAAUAAAAACUGCUAAAUUUUUAAUUAAUGAUGAUGAUCUAAGUAUAAAUAGAAACUAAAUUAUUUUAGAACUUUAAUAAUAUUACACAAUUAUAAGUCAAAGAAGAAUCUAGUAUAAUUAAUUGA
Molecule: messenger RNA, 647 nt
Organism: Paramecium sonneborni
Lineage: Eukaryota; Ciliophora; Oligohymenophorea; Peniculida; Parameciidae
Source: the annotation of a GenBank genome assembly